AGAGAGCGGGGUCUUCUAGCGUUAGGGUUUGACCGUCGCACAGCAUCGAGGGUUUUCAUUUCCGAGGGAAAUUACCGGCACUCCGGCGAGAUCGCCGUAUUCCGGCGCAAGAUUCGCCGCUCGAUCUACGAUCUCGCGUCUCCGUAACCCUUACCUUUGGGUAAAGGUCGCCGGUUGCGUAAAAUUGGUUUCGGCAUUGCUGGGUUAGGGUCGUGAUCGGAGGUUAGAGGUGGUACUAGCAUUGAAGCUUCUGGGGGGCUUCCGAUCUCCCGAGAUCGAGGGGUCUGGAGACCCUAAAGAUCGCGCCUUUGACGGGGGUGCCUUGGGCAUGCAAUCCGGGAACGGCCGGAACCCGGCGGCCACGCCGUCAUCCGCCGCGUCGCCUUCUUCCUCCUCCUCCGCGGUCUCCGCCCCGAACCAUCUGGGCUUCGAAUCAAUCCAGCAGCAGCAGCAGGCUUAUAGGCAGGCAUUACAACAACAGGAGCAACAACAGAAUCAGCAGCAGCGCAGGAAAGCUGAAGUUGAUCAAUCCCUUCUUAGCUAUCAGUCUGGUGGUACAUAUGGAGUCACAGGCGGAACUGGUUUUCCAAUAUCUUCUGGUGCUGUACAUCCGUCUCAGUUGCCUAAUAAGUAUAGUAACAUACCUCAACAACCUGGUGCCCUUCAGCUUCGCGAGGAAAGCAAAAAUAAAGGGCAGGAUGUAGGACAGCAAAUGCAGAACUCAAUUCAUCAAGCUUACUUUCAAUUUGCUUUGCAAGCUGCUCAGCAAAAGGCUCAUGGGAACUCAGUAGUGCAGCAGCAAGGUAAAAUGAAUAUGGUCGGCUCAUCUGGAAGGGAUCAAGACAUUUUUAUGAACAGAUUAAAGAUGCAAGAACUUAUGUCACUUCAGGCAGUUAAUAAGUCCCAAAUGCCUAUGCUUAAUAGACCAGCAGAACAGUUCACACAUGCCGAGAAGCAGAUGGAGCCAGGUUGUACUAGCACUGAUCAAAGAAUUGAUCAAAAACCUUUCCUAGCAGAUGGGCAGCUAGCUUCUGCUAACAUGGUAAGACCGAUGCAGCCAUUGCAGUUGCUGCAAUCUCAGUCUAGUCUGCAGAAUCUUGCAAGCAAUCAGUUGGAGAUGGCACAGGUGCAAGCGAUGCAGGCAUGGGCAAAGGAACAUAAUAUUGAUCUAUCUGUUCCUGCUAAUUUAAAUUUGAUUGCUCAAGUUCUGCCCUUCUGGCAGUCGAAUAGAAUGUCUGUUAUGCAGAAGCCAACUGAAUCUAACACAACUGCACAGAAAUCUUGUUUGCCAUCUUCAAAGCAACUGGUAAUGCCAUCACCAGUUGGCAGUGAAAAUUCAGCACAUGGGAACUCUACAAGUGAUUUGUCUGGCCAGCGUGGCUCCAUAAAAUGUCAUCAAACAGUCCCAUCUACUUCAAUCUCCAAUGGCGGGGAUACCACAGGCUUGAACACCAAUACUUUGCAAAUGCAGCAGCAGGUUGCUGAUUAUAGCAGGAUCAACCAGAAUGAGAGAGUUGUCAGACCCACAAUUAUAACUAGCAGUUGUGGGUUAGUUAACCAUUUACCAAAUUCAUGUGGUAGCAUGAACCAGCCGGUAGAUAAGUCUAAUGCAAAGAAUGCUUUUAUGGGGAAUGAACUGCAGCAAAUGCAGAAUUUGAGGCCCUUGCAGAAGAUAAAUCGGUCCAAUAUAUUACCUACAGUUCCUGGAAAUAGUACUGUGGGUUGUCAAAUUCCAACUGAAAGUGGAUUUGCUCAGACACCAAACCAUCAUGUUGGAUUUACAAAGCAGCAGCUUUAUGUUCUAAAAGCUCAGAUCUUAGCUUUUAGACGGUUGAAGCGUGGUGAAAGAAGUCUGCCACCUGAAGUUCUUCAAGCAAUUUCAGAUCCCCCAGUUGAUUCUCAGCCACAACACUGGCCUGUUCAGUCUGGAACUGUUAACCAGGAUUUGAUGAGGAUUGCCAAGAGCAAUGAUAAUGAGCAUAAGAGAUGUGUGGAGUCUAAUGAUCAAGCAGAACAGUCUGCUCCUGUGAAUAAAGGACGGAUUCAUCUGAAGGAGGAAUCCAUUACUGGAGAAGAGAAAGCUGCACUUGCCAGUCAAAUGCAAGGUGCAACAAGUUUAGAAAAGGGAUCUGUAUGCUUGGGAUCUAUUGGCAAGUUAGAAGAAAGCAAUACUACUGUUAAAUCUGAGCAAGAGGUUGAAAGAGGAAGUCAAAAUUUGUCCACUGAUAAGGUAAAGGCCGUACCAGUGGAUGGUGCAGUACCGGUUCCUGGGCAAUUGAAAAAGCCUGCCUCAACAAGUAGCACAGCACCUCCCAGAGAUGGUGUUUCAAGAAAGUACCAUGGGCCACUUUUUGAUUUCCCAUCAUUUACAAGGAAACAUGAUUCCUUGGGAUCAUCAACUACAAAUAACUCUACUAAUUUGACAUUGGCUUAUGAUGUGAAAGAUUUGCUGUUCGAGGAAGGUAAGAUUGUUCUUGACAAGAAAAGGGCUGAGAAAUUGAAGAAGAUUAGUAGGUUACUUGCGAUUAAUUUAGAUAGGAAAAGAAUUAAGCCGGAUCUUGUGAUAAGGUUGCAAAUUGAAGAGAGAAAAACUAAGCUUCUGGAUUUUCAGGCUCGUCUCAGGGAUGAAGUUGAACGCCAACAGCAGGAGAUAAUGGCAAUGCCUGAUAGACCAUACCGCAAGUUUGUUAGGCAAUGUGAACAGCAGCGAUUGGAGCUAAUAAGGCAAGUUCAGCAGCUGCAAAAGGCAUCCAGAGAGAAACAAUUGAAAUCUACUUUUCAGUGGCGUAAGAAGCUCUUAGAGGCUCAUUGGGCCAUUCGUGAUGCUCGUACUACACGAAACAGAGGAAUAGCAAAAUAUCAUGAGAGGAUGUUAAAGGAGUUUUCAAAGAGGAAGGAUGAGGACAGAAAUAAAAGAAUGGAGGCAUUGAAGAACAAUGAUAUGGAUAGAUAUCGUGAAAUGUUACUGGAGCAGCAGACAAACAUCUCAGGAGAUGCAUCUCAGCGUUAUGCUGUUCUUUCUUCCUUUGUGUCCCAGACAGAAGAGUACCUUCACAAGCUUGGGGGAAAAAUUACAGCUUCAAAGAGCCAUCAAGAGGUUGAAGAGGCAGCAAAUGUUGCAGCCGCUGCUGCACGAGCUCAGGGUCUUUCAACAGAAGAAGUAAGAGCAGCAGCAGCAUGUGCAGGAGAGGAGGUAAUGAUAAGGAAUAGGUUUUCUGAAAUGAAUGCUCUAAAGGAGAGUUCUGCUAACAAGUAUUAUAAUUUGGCUCAUGCUGUGACCGAAAGAGUCAUAAGGCAACCUUCAAUGUUGCGAGCUGGGACAUUAAGAGACUAUCAGCUUGUUGGACUACAGUGGAUGCUUUCCUUGUACAACAACAAGUUGAACGGAAUAUUAGCGGAUGAGAUGGGUCUUGGCAAGACAGUCCAGGUAAUGGCAUUGAUUGCUUACCUGAUGGAAUUCAAAACUAACUAUGGUCCACAUUUAAUUAUAGUACCAAAUGCUGUUUUAGUAAAUUGGAAGAGUGAGCUGUUAAACUGGCUGCCUUCUAUAUCAUGCAUUUUUUAUGUUGGUGGGAAGGAUGAAAGAUCAAAGCUUUUCUCUCAGGAAGUUUGUUCUGUCAAGUUUAAUGUACUGGUAACAACAUAUGAAUUUAUUAUGUAUGAUCGAUCAAAGCUAUCAAAAAUUGAUUGGAAGUACAUAAUCAUUGAUGAAGCACAAAGGAUGAAGGAUAGGGAAUCCGUUUUGGCACGCGAUCUUGAUAGAUAUCGUUGCCAGAGAAGAUUGCUGCUUACUGGUACCCCUUUACAGAACGAUCUUAAGGAAUUGUGGUCCCUUUUAAAUCUACUUCUUCCAGAAGUUUUUGAUAAUCGCAGGGCAUUUCAUGAUUGGUUCUCAAAGCCCUUUCAGAAAGAUGGUACUCCACAUAAUCAGGAAGACGAGUGGCUUGAGACUGAGAAGAAGGUGAUAAUUAUCCAUCGGCUGCAUCGGAUUCUGGAACCUUUCAUGCUAAGAAGACGUGUUGAGGAUGUUGAAGGUUCACUUCCUCGAAAGGUCUCUGUUGUCCUAAGAUGUCGAAUGUCAGCUAUUCAAGGUGCCAUUUAUGACUGGAUUAAAUCUACUGGUACUAUUAGGGUAGAUCCCGAGGAUGAGAUGCGCCGAGUUCAAAAGAAUCCACUGUACCAGGUCAAAAUGUACAAGAAUCUUAACAAUAAGUGUAUGGAGUUGAGGAAAGCCUGCAAUCAUCCUUUGCUUAACUAUCCUUAUUUCAGUAACUAUUCCAAGGACUUUAUUGUUAGAUCAUGUGGGAAACUAUGGAUUCUUGAUAGAAUUCUCAUAAAACUUCAGAGAGCAGGUCAUCGUGUUCUUCUCUUUAGUACCAUGACUAAACUUCUUGAUAUAUUAGAGGAAUAUUUGCAAUGGCGGAGGCUUAUAUAUAGACGAAUAGAUGGUACAACAAGCCUAGAAGAUCGAGAAGCAGCAAUUGUGGAUUUUAACCAUCCUGACUCUGAUUGCUUUAUCUUUUUGCUCAGCAUUCGUGCUGCCGGAAGAGGUCUAAAUCUCCAGACUGCAGAUACAGUUGUGAUAUAUGACCCAGAUCCGAAUCCUCAAAAUGAAGAGCAGGCAGUGGCAAGAGCUCAUCGGAUUGGACAGAAGAGAGAGGUAAAGGUGAUAUACAUGGAAGCUGUUGUGGAUAAAACCUCUAGCUACCAAAAAGAAGAUGAAUUGAGGAAUGGAGUCGUAGGAGAUUCAGAGGAUGAUCUUGCUGGUAAAGAUCGCUAUAUAGGGUCAAUUGAGAGCCUUAUACGUAACAACAUCCAACAAUAUAAGAUAGAUAUGGCCGAUGAGGUCAUAAAUGCUGGUCGUUUUGAUCAAAGAACCACGCAUGAGGAAAGACGGAUGACUUUGGAGAUGCUACUUCAUGAUGAAGAGAGAUAUCAAGAGAAUGUGCACAAUGUUCCUUCUCUACAAGAAGUUAAUCGUUUGAUUGCUCGUAGCAAAGAGGAAGUUGGGUUGUUUGAUCAAAUGGAUGAAGAUUUUGAUUGGACUGCAGAUAUGGUAAAACACAAUGAAGUCCCAGUAUGGCUUCGAGCUAGUACUGGAGAGGUAGAUGCUGUUGCUGCUAGUUUAUCAAAGAAGCCUUCGAAAAACAUCUUAUCAGUCAAUAUUGGACUGGAACCAAGUGCAAAUUUUUCUGGGUCAUCUCCCAGUAAAGCUGAAAGGAGGGGCCGCCCCAAGGGUCCAACUGCCCAAAAGUAUCCAAUCUAUCAGGAACAGGAUGACGAAGAUGGUGAGGAAUCAGAUAUUGACUCAGAGGAGAGGAAUGCAUCUGAAGAAGAUGGAGAAAUUGGAGAGUUCGACGACGAAGAGUCCAAUGGUGCUGACAUGAUGCUACUAAACCACAAGGAUCAAGUAGUUGAGGGAAUGGAUUGUGAUAAUGGCAGAUAUGAAUUCUCACGAACAAUGGAUGGCAGCCAAAACGUUAAUAAAUUGGAAGAAGCUGGUUCCACAGGAUCAUCUUCUGGGAGUCGUAAAUUGCCACAAUCUGAAACUCCUUCCUUGUCUUCACAAAAGUUUGGAUCACUUUCUGCUUUAGAUGCCAGACCAUGUCUAUCUUCAAAAAAAAGGUCUGAGGAGCUAGAGGAAGGUGAAAUUGCAGUAUCAGGCAAUUCCCACAUGGAUCUGCAACAAUCAGGUAGCUGGCAUCAUGACCAUGAUGAUGGAGAGGAUGAACAGGUUUUGCAACCAAAAAUAAAGCGUAAACGGAGUAUGCGGAUUCGUCCAAAAUAUGCUGCAGAAAGAAAUGAUGAAAGAUCUAGCAGUGAGAGGAUUUUUGCCCAGCGCUCUCCAAGGCUGCCCUUGCAUGUUGACCAUGAUUAUGGUGUACCAUCAAGGACUGAAAAUCCUGAAGCAUUUGCUGAGGCUGGUCUGGGAAAGAAUGACACAAGUAGCUCACUAUUGAAGCAGAGGCAUAAUGUACCAUCAAGAAAAAUUUCACCUCUGCAAAAGUCUGGAAGGCUAAGUUACUUUUGUGGGUCUGCAGAAGAUGGAAAUGAAUAUUCUAGGGAAAGUUGGAGCAGUAGGGCCAAUAGCUCUUGCGGCCCAACCUCUGUGGGUGCAAAAAUGUCUGACAUUACACAACGAAAGUGCAAGAAUGUCAUUAGCAAGCUGCAGAGGAAAAUACACAAGGAUGGUAAUCAAAUCGUGCCAACAUUGUCUGAUUGGUGGAGAAGAAAUGGGAAUUCGAGUCUUGCUAUUCCUCUCGCUGCAAGGAGUAGCCCACUAGAUCUUCAGAUAAUUGAACAGCGGGUAGACAACUUGGAUUACAAUGGUGUAACUGACUUUAUAGCAGAUGUGCAGUUGAUGCUGAAAAGUAUAGUUCAGCAUUGCAACUAUACUCAUGAGGUGAAGUGUGAAGCAGAGAAGCUCCAAGGUCUGUUCUUCGAGAUCAUGAAGAUUGCUUUUCCAGAUUCAGAUUUUCGAGAAGCCAGGAAUGCAGUGACCUUCUCUAGUCCCAGAGGAGCUGUGAUGACAAAAUCCCCAAAACCAGCUUCCUCGAGCAAAAUUAAGCAACAAACUCCAACAAGUAAGUUGGAGACCAUGUCCUUUCCUGAUAAGGCCUUACCCCAUGGGGUUACUCCUGUGGAUGGCGAAGGGACAACCAAGUCAACUUCUUCCAAGCACCGGAAGGAGUCCAGGUUGGUUUCUGGAGGUUGGAAAGAGCAGACACCUGAAUGUUCACAAUUACUGACGCAUCCUGGUGAUCUGGUCAUCUGCAAGAAGAAGAGAAAAGAAAGAGAAAAAUCUGCUGUCAAGCACAGAUUAGGCCUCGCAUCGCCAUCCAACCUUGGUCGUAUGGGCCCCAUAUCUCCACCCAGCUCAGGAUGUGGGGGCUCUGCGCCAUCUCCCACCAUGAACAGAAGUUCCAGCUUUCCAUCGCAGCGAGAUUCACGUCCGGCUCAACAGGCAAAACAUCCAUUGAGCUGGCGGCAUCGCGAGAUGCAGCAGCUUGAUGAUGGGAACUCUGGGCUGCAUAGCAUAGGAGAUGUACAAUGGGCUAAGCCUGUAAAGAGAAUGAGGACAGACACCAGUAAAAGGCGGCCGAGCCAUACGUGAGUCUCUUCAUUUGUAUAUAAAUGUGUUACUAUAUUCUGCAGCUAAUUCAACGUGUUACAAAAUGAAUUUGCAUCCGCCCUCACCAAAUAUCCCAUCCCUCCGUUUGAGGGAGUGGUGUUGUGGAUUAUGAUAGCGGGAAUAAGUGGCACACUCACUAUUUAAGUAGCACACUCACUAAGGGAAUAAGUAAGCACAUUCAACAUGAAUCAACGCCUCUCUUUUGUGUU
Molecule: messenger RNA, 7341 nt
Organism: Musa acuminata subsp. malaccensis (wild Malaysian banana)
Lineage: Eukaryota; Viridiplantae; Streptophyta; Magnoliopsida; Zingiberales; Musaceae
Product: ATP-dependent helicase BRM
Biological process (GO): positive regulation of transcription by RNA polymerase II
Cellular component (GO): nucleus
Molecular function (GO): ATP binding; ATP-dependent chromatin remodeler activity; DNA binding
Source: RefSeq, a predicted model, not a curated record